This is a messenger RNA of Lathyrus oleraceus (garden pea), 900 nucleotides long. RefSeq names its product F-box/kelch-repeat protein At3g23880. The transcript has 2 exons. Gene Ontology annotation, molecular function: protein binding. The record is from RefSeq and is a predicted model, not a curated record. Lineage: Eukaryota; Viridiplantae; Streptophyta; Magnoliopsida; Fabales; Fabaceae. The coding region runs from base 1 to 900 and encodes 299 amino acids.
AUGACAAGAGAAGGUUGUCAGAACGCCGCCUCCACACCUGCUUCUCAGUCAACAUCAAUGAAGGAACCACAUGUUUCUUUGGAUCUUCUGGUAGAAAUCUUGUCCAAGCUUCGCGUGAAGCAGCUCAUUACUCUCCGUUGCGUCUGCAAAGCAUGGAAUGAUCUCAUCUCUGGAGAUUCCAACUUGGCCAAGAAGCAUCUUCUUGUAUCAACCUGUAACCAAGACUGCCACCACAUCAUCACAAGCUCUCAGCACAUGCCACCUGAGUUUCUUCUAUCUGGUUCCCCAUUCACCUCAAUCUUCGGCCCCACGUCGCACCCUACACAGUUCAGGUUACCUAAUUGUGUUGGUAUUUUGUGCAAUCCUUCAAUUAGAAAGUUAAAGAUAUUGCCACCUCUAAAUUCUUCUGUAAUAUCAUAUACAUUAGGGUAUGAUUGCAAUAACUAUAAAGUUAUUGCUCUUACUAAGGGCAUUGGCAGAGUACACGUCCAUGUUCAUGCAUUUGGCACAGAUUCUUGGAGAAUGAUUGAGGACUUCCCAGAUCCUAACUUCAUAAGUUAUGCACCGGGAACCAUUCUCAAUAACUACGUUAAUUGGUUGGCAUCUGGAUUUAUAGUUUCUCUUGAUUUAAAGUCGGAGUCAUAUCAAAAAAUUUCAUUGCCUGCUGAUAUCCGUAUCCCUAAUAGUACCAUAGGCACAUUCAGUGGUUGUUUGUCCCUCGUUACUGACAGGUUUGGUCUUGGGUUUCUUACUGUUUGGAUAAUGAAGGAAUUUGGAAAUGGUGAUUCUUGGAGUAUCCGUGUAGAUGUUCCUCCCGGGGUGAUUAUGGCCAUAGGAUAUUAUGUGAUUCAGAAGAUGCCGUGUUGCUGCAGUGGCGCAAGAGGGAGAAACUUAAGUUGA